Molecule: messenger RNA, 1981 nt
Organism: Meira miltonrushii
Lineage: Eukaryota; Fungi; Basidiomycota; Exobasidiomycetes; Exobasidiales; Brachybasidiaceae
Exons: 2
Coding region: 171-1799 (542 amino acids)
Source: RefSeq, a predicted model, not a curated record
CGCCCGCAAAUAAAUUGAAAUUUCAAUAACCUUCUCUGACAUUCAUCAUAUUCCAACUCUCACAUCAUUCAACCACGACCCCCCUAAUCUACCAUCCUCUAUAUUGCCAAAACGUAUCUCGACUGGCUAUACGAGCUUCAUCUUUCGCUAUACAGUUUUUCGAGUCCAACAUGGGCAGAAGAACGGCGACUUCUUAUGACGAUGCUUUCUGUACCAAAUUUCGUGGGGUGAUUCAUGAAGUGUUGAACAAACUAAACGAUCAAGGUGAAAUCGAGAAUACGGACGUUCUCUAUCCAAGAAGGCACGAUGCGGGACCUAUUUCUUCACCUCCAUCUCGGCGUCCAUAUACGUUUGAACAAUUUGUCGAUCAUCUUGACGAGAACGAUAGUACGUUUCACAAUUUGAUCGAGUUGCUGAUCACAAUCACUGCGCGCAAGGAAAUCGCAAAAGCUAUUCAUCUUAAUGAUCCUGCAAACGAUCUAACAACGGCAGAUGGCAUUCAUGCCUCUCCUUCAACCACCUCAUUUACCGAAUCAUCCGCUGCACUUCGAUUGGAAUCAAGAUUGAGGAAUUUCAAUACGCGCACGACAAGAGAAUGUCAACGUGAUAUAUUGCGUAAUCGUGCCGUUCAAGGCGAAAUUCGUGGAAUCACACAACGUAAUCGUCGUCAUCGAACGAGCAAUGAGAGUAGCCCUUCUUCGGAAAGUUUGCAAGGUAAUAGUCCACCACCAACACGUACUGUUUUCUCUACUCUGAACGCACCCGAGACAGGAUUCAUUAAUUCCGACGCAGGAUAUGAUGCAGGUGCAACUUCGAGAAUAUUUCGUGUAAAUCAACAGAACAGUGGCAGCGGGAGUGGUUCAAGCAGUUUAGUAGGAGCACGUAGAUGGCUACAGCAUGACGUUUCGUCUAUACGAAGACGACUGGAUCAGCGAUUAGAUCAAAGACGUGAAGAACUAACAGCAAGACAAAGUAGCAGCAACAAUCACACAUCUUCUCCAAUCCCACGUAGAGCAAGUGGAAUAUUGUCUAUCUCACGCGAUGGAUCUCACGUUUCCGUUCCGCCAGGUUCACAUACGAAUGAUAUAGAUUCAGUGUAUGCUCAACGCUUUUCGACACAAUCAUUCCCGCCAGAAUCACAGACACCGUCUUCUUCUGAUCCGACUUUGUCAGCCUCUUCCUCGGUCCCUUCUCAUUCGACAACACAGGCUUCUUCUCUGGGCUCGCGAGGUGGAUUGGAUUCAACUUUGGCUCCGCUUUUACGUCCUGAAGAUUCAGGAUCAGGUACUGCCUCUGAUCUUUUGCGCAUGUCGCCUGAUCAACAAGGAGAAAGACUAAGCAUAAGAGAAAGAGCUUUAGAAGUGAUUUCGAUGGCUCAACGGGCAUAUGGAUCAAGUAUAGAUUCAGAUGACUCUUCUAGAUCGAGAACAAUUCAAGCAGUUUUGAAUCGGUUGAAUGAGACUGGAGGUCCAGGUCUUUCGUUAGAGCGCGCUGCUGAUGAUCAGAACCGAACGAAUGAUUUCGAGUCGUUCUCUUCGCGCAGACGUCAAGAUCGUAGAAGACAGUCUGCUGAAGGGGAUCGUGAUGAACAGCAGUCUGACGAAGAUCAAGAUGAAGGCGGACAAAGAAGUUUGGAUAGAGCAUUGGCAACUUUGUCGCGUGCUGAUGAAACCUUGCGAAGGAUCAAUCAAGGACGUCUUUCGGUCACUUCACAGGAUAACACAAAUGCUGGUGCUACUGGUCACGUCGAUAAUCGUGAUCCACUUGCACUGCGUUUGGAACCUUCUGAUGUUAGUUAAUCUUUCUAUAGCACUUUUCUACAAUAUCUACUUGGACCAGGAAUGCUCGAAGCAACUCUCCAUCGUGCUAUGUGUAUUUUCUCUUUUUACGGUAUACCAUUCAUAUUCAUUAUGUAUUUAUCAGCCAAGACUAUAAUAAUGUAUAUUAUUUAUCCCGAAUACUAUGUCAACUGGUGAGAGUA